AUGCCCACUGUUACAGCAGAUGAAGUCGAUGCGUCGCCUUCUGUAUCGGAACCGGCAUCCAAAAAGGAAAAGAAGCACGUGAAGAGGGUCGACCGCAUAUUGGGUGAGAUUCGAAGCAAAAAGGUCCCAAAGAUGUCUGCCGGAACUUCGAGCCAACAAAUCAUUCAGCCGGUGAUUUUAGUUGUGCCUACAGAUAACAUCGCGGCAACCGUUGAAGCUUUGAAAAGUGUUUUCCGGACGACGUGUGAGACGUCUGUGCAGGUUCUUCCAAAUGGCUACGAAUGUGAUACAUCUGUGGCGGAGAAGAACACAGUCGCCGUAGGAAUGGACCAACCGUCCUGCUAUGACUUCGGCGGCCAAUUCAAUUCACCUUCGCCAUACUUCUUUCCUCCAUCGGCUUGCCCUAACACAGCGAAUGCAUCAUCAAGCACUGAGGGACAAUUAUUGGACUACACUCAAAAUCCAAUUUGUUAUGAAGCUCAGCAAACGUCGGAAGUGUACGACAGUGGUGUGUUGCCACAAACACGGGUACGUAAUAGGACAACAAGCACAAGUAGGCAGUAUUUGGACGAGGUGUACAGUGGAGGAACUGGAGAUGGUGUUGCACUCGAAGCGCCGUUAGCAAGGACAUUUGGUACAAUGGUUGAUGAAAAAGUGUUUGCCAGUGUUCGAAAUGCGGAAACAAGCAUGGACGCUGCAGAGUUCGACUUACUUCGGAAUAUCGAGACCCAGACGACGUUAAAUGAUGUCGGACUGAUGACAGAUUUCUGGACGGACAUGGGCCAUUCUCCAUAA
This is a messenger RNA of Haemonchus placei, 795 nucleotides long. The record is from the annotation of a GenBank genome assembly. Lineage: Eukaryota; Metazoa; Nematoda; Chromadorea; Rhabditida; Trichostrongylidae.